AUGAUAUUUGCUGUGAAGAAGAUCAAUGAAGACCUCCAACUCUUACCUAAUAUCACCUUGGGCUUCAGAAUCUAUGAUAGCUAUGCUGGGGCACAGACAUAUUAUGCCACAAUGAAACUUUUCUCCAGUCAGAACAGAUUCAUUCCCAAUUACAAAUGUGGCAUCCUGAACAAACUUGUAUCGGUUGUUGGGACUAUUGAUCCUGGAAUCGCUUUUGGUAUGGUAGAUAUUUUAGACACUUACAAAGUUCCACAGUUCCCAACUGGCUCUUCUCCAAAUGAAAGCCCUUUCUACUACCACAUGGUUCCAGGUGAAGAAGUUUAUUACAGCGGGAUUAUUCAACUACUUUUGCACUUCAAGUGGACUUGGAUAGGGGUACUUGUGAAAGGACUUGGAGGAAAAUUUGAGCACCUAAUCUUUUCAAUGUUUUCUCUCCAUGGCAUCUGCAUUGCCUUCUUGGAACAGUUCAGAGCACUUUAUAUCACAAGUUUUUAUGAUGGGUUGAAAUCACUUGUGGAGACCUUUCAUCGUUUUAUUAACAGCAAAGCCAAUGCUGUCAUAAUCAAUGAUAAUUACCUUUAUAAUUUAAGAUGGUUGUUACAUCUACCUGAAAUGGAAUUAGUUUCUAUGAAUCCAAAAGGCAAGGUGUGGAUUGUGGCUUCCCAAAUGGGUCUUGCAUCAUUCUUUUAUCAGAAGAGCUGGGAUAUCCAAGUCCUCCAUGGUGCUCUGACCUUUGUAGCUUCCUCAAAUGAAGUUGCAGGAUUCCAACAUUUUCUCCACACCAGAAACCAUUUUUCAUCAAAAGAGGAUGGCUUUCUCAAAAAUGUGUGGGAGCAUGCAUUUGGCUGUUUAUUUCCAAAUCCAUCUGGGAAUGAAGAAACCCAGGAUGUCUGUACAGGGAAGGAGAAACUGGAAAGCCUUCCAGGGGCUUUUUUUGAAAUGAGGAUGACCAGUGAUAGUUACAGUGUAUACAAUGCAGUGUAUGCUGUGGCACAUGCUUUACAUGCCAUGAGGUUGGGCCAACAACAGCACAGGGGAAAGUUGAAUGGCAGGAAACUCAGUCUUCAGGAUCUCCAGCCAUGGCAGUUGGAAGAAGUAGAAGUUUCUAUCUGGUCUUUCAAGAUGAAAAUACUUCUUAGGCAACAAGGCACUCCCUUUGUGCUAGACAAAGUAAAACCCAUGAAUGCAGAGUGGGAUCAAAGCAUCUUCUACACUGCAAAUGACAGCAGCAGAAUGAUAUGCCUGGCUGUUGGGGAUGAAAUUUCCUUCACUGAGAAUGGAGAACUGGUCACAGGACUGGAUAUUGAGAACUGGGUCACAUUCCCAAACCAGUCCUUCCACCGCAUGAAAGUUGGGAAGCUGGAUCCCUUGGCUGCUGAAGACAAAAUGUUCACCAUUGAUGAGGAAGCCAUCACCUGGCCCAGCACUUUCAAUCAAACACUGCCUGUUUCAGUGUGUACCAAGGGCUGCCUCCCUGGCUAUUUCAGGAGAAAGCAGGAGGGGAAGCCAUUCUGCUGCUAUGAUUGCCUUCCAUGUCCCAAAGAGAAAAUGUCAAGCCAGAAGGAUGUGGAUGACUGCUCCUUAUGCCCAGAAGAUCAAUAUCCAAGCAAAGACCAAGAUUCAUGUAUUCCCAAGAAAAUAUCUUUCUUGUCCUAUGAAGAAUCAAUGGGAAUAAUUUUAGUCAUUCUGGCAUUUUCCUUUUCUUUCUGCACAGUUGUGGUGCUGGCAACAUUUUUGAAGUAUCACCAUACUCCCAUUGUCAAGGCCAAUAACCGAAAUCUCACCUACAUUCUGCUUGUUUCCCUCCUCCUCUGCUUCCUUUGCUCAUUGCAGUUCCUUGUUGCACCUGGCCAUAUAAUAUGUCUCUUCCGACAAAUUAGCUUUGGCAUCAUCUUCUCAGUGGCUGUGUCUUCUGUGCUGGCAAAAACCAUCACUGUGGUUUUGGCUUUCAUGGCUACCAAGCCAGGAUCCAGGAUGAGGAAGUGGGUGGGAAGAGGACUGGCCACCUCCAUUGUUCUUUCUUGUUCCCUGAUUCAGGCAGUCAUCUGUAUGGUGUGGCUGUUCACAUUUCCACCUUUCCCUGACAUUGACACCCAUUCAGAAAUUGAGGAAAUCAUCCUGCAGUGCAAUGAAGGCUCAGCUACCAUGUUCUACUGUGUCCUGGGCUACAUGGGCUUUCUGGCUGCUGCCAGUUUCACAGUAGCUUUUUUCUCCAGGAAGCUCCCCAGCAGUUUCAAUGAGGCCAGAUGUCUCACGUUCAGCAUGCUGAUCUUCUGCAGUGUGUGGCUCUCCUUUGUUCCCUCCUACCUGAGCACCAAAGGGAAAUACAUGGUGGCUGUGGAGGUUUUCUCCAUUUUGGCCUCUAGUGCUGGGUUGCUGGGCUGCAUAUAUUUUCCCAAAUGUUAUGUAGUCAUUUUUAGGCCAGAGCUAAACAACAGGGAACAACUCCUUAUGAAAAAACAUUAG
Candoia aspera is the source of this 2466-nucleotide messenger RNA. Its product is annotated as vomeronasal type-2 receptor 26-like. Gene Ontology annotation, cellular component: plasma membrane. Lineage: Eukaryota; Metazoa; Chordata; Lepidosauria; Squamata; Candoiidae. Gene Ontology annotation, biological process: G protein-coupled receptor signaling pathway. The coding region runs from base 1 to 2466 and encodes 821 amino acids. The transcript is spliced from 6 exons. The record is from RefSeq and is a predicted model, not a curated record. Gene Ontology annotation, molecular function: G protein-coupled receptor activity.